AACCGGAACUCCGUGUGAGCGUCGGAACAUCGCGGAGGAACAUGUUGUGCCGCACUGCCUGCUGGGUAACAUGUGAACGGCAGCGCUGCGUUGAUUGGAGCUCCGCGGCGCGUGGGGAUAGAACGUAAAGAAACAAGGUGAAGACCAACGGACUUUAAUGGAGAAACGAGGAUAAAAGAGAAGAGACGGAAGCCGUCGAAGAUCAGAAAAGGUCUAACAGGAAUCAUGAACGUUUGUGUUAGCUGCUAAUGCUAGUAUCACAAGCUAGCCUGCAUGAUUACUAAGGCAAUGGUAAAGUAGUGUUACAAAUACAGUUACUGCAGUGGCAACACGGAGUUACUACAAUUCUACUAAUACUGUAGUAUUACUAUAGAAGCAGGAGUAGAGCUACUGUUGCUCACAUUAGUACUACCAUCAUCAGGUGUAGUACAUCUAUAACUAAUACCGACUGUACAGUAGGUGUCUAUUAAUGUAUGUGCGCAUACGCGUGCAGACAUGUCUCUCUCUCUGUCUGCAGAGAGAGACAGGAUCCAGCGACAGGUGGAGCAGCUGGAACAGGAUCUGUCUGCCACGCACACUGAGCUGGAGCUGCUGAGCAGUGAUACAGAUGAUGAAUCAGAUGGUGAUGACACAGAGGAGGAGAGACAGUCUGUUUUAGGUCUGUUUGCUGAGAGAGAGAAAAUCCAGAAUGAGAUCCACAACCUGGAGGAAGUCCUGGGACAACACAGCCCUAUCAGCGUCUCGGAUGACGAGGACAGCAGCAGCAGUGAGGAGAGUGAGCUGGGUCUGUCUCCGUCAACGGAUUCGUGUCUUCAGAUGAACCUCGUCUACCAGCAAGUGGUUCAAGAGACGCUAGACCAGUUGGAGACACUUCUGACACACAACCACAGACAACAGAAGGAGCUUUUGUCUCAGUUGUCCGGCCCAGUCAAAGAGUCCCCCAGGGAACAGCCCGUCCACCCGUCCUGCCAGAAGACAGUCAACAUGUACCUUGGCCGCUUCCUCAAACCGUACUUUAAGGACAAACUGACAGGCCUGGGUCCUCCAGCCAAUGAUGAGACAAAGGAGAAGGCCAGCAGGUUGACUGGUUGUCUGGAUGACAAGAAAUUGAAAGUGAAACGAUGGGAGAGCUGGCAGAAGACUCUGUUGAUCCACUCGGUUACCAGAGACAGUCUGAGGAGAAUCAUCCAACCUAAACUCUCCAAGGUGGACUUCCUGAGCCAGAAGCUGUCCAGAGCAGCAGAGACGGACAAGGAGCCGCUGAGACAGCAGCUGGACGUUCUGGAGAGAGAAAUCGAACUGCUCAGAGCGAAGACGGAGGACCAGCUGGUUGGGGAUCGAUUCGAUGAACACGAUUGGCAGAAAAUCUCCAAUGUUGAUUUUGAAGGAACGAGGGACGCGGAGGACAUCCGUUGUUUCUGGCAGAACUUUCUCCACCCGUCCAUCAGUAAGACGAAGUGGAGUAAGGAGGAGGUGCAGCAGCUGAAGGAGAUCAGCAGGAGACAUGGAGAGAGAGACUGGGAGACCAUUGCUACCGAGCUGGGGACGGGGAGGACAGCCUUCCUGUGUCUCCAGACCUUCCAGCGGUUUGUCUCGGACUCGUUGAAGAACGGCACGUGGACUCCAGAUGAAGACGCUCUGCUGAGAGAGCUGGUGGACAAGAUGAGGAUCGGCAACUUCAUCCCCUACACGCAGAUGAGUUACUUCAUGGAGGGGCGGGACCCGGCUCAGCUCAUCUACAGGUGGAACCAGGUUUUGGACCCGAGUCUGAAGAAGGGCUUUUGGACCAAAGAGGAGGACCAGCUGCUCCUUAAUGCCGUGUCUCGUUUUGGAGAGAGGGACUGGUGGAAGAUCCGCUUUGAGGUUCCUGGACGCACUGACUCCGGCUGCAGGGACAGGUACUACGACUGUCUGAAGGCGGAGACCAAGAGAGGACCGUUUGACCAGCAGGAAAAAGAUCUGCUGGUGCUGCUGCUGGAGAAGCACGGAGUCGGCCGUUGGGCGAAGAUUGCUGCAGAGAUUCCUCAUCGUAACGACGCUCAGUGUCUGAGAGAGUGGAAGAAGCUGAGCAGGCCAACAGAACGUGGUCCUAAGGCCGUCAAAAGGAAGGAGAAGAAGAAGCAGACGUGUCUGUCCACGAGGCAGAUGAAGGAGGAGGAGAGCACUGAGGACGAGGAGGUGAAGAUGGAGUACAUGGACAGCGAUGCAGACGAGAAGGUGAGGGAGGAGGUGAAGCAGAGUGCUCAGCAGGGGGAGCAAGUGGAGAAGGACUACACCUUCCCCCCCUUGCAGGAGUGGAUUCCAGCAGAAAAAGCCCAAAGCUCCACCUCCCUGAGCUUUCGAUUGGUGCAGCUCCCUUCCUCCCCCCAAGACUCGGUCCAGUUCACAGACCAGCACCCAGUCCGGUCCACCAUCCUGGGCCGAUCCGGCCGGUCCGUGAUCCUGGGACCGGGUCCCAGGCAGCUCCAGUGGACGGAGCGCCACGCCACCAGUGCCAUGAUGAUGGUGUCACCUGACCAGCUGCGGGCUUACCUGCACCGCCAGGUGGAGAAGUUGGAGAGGCGGAGCUCGCCGAGGAAGAUUCAACACAGCAGGCAGAACCUGCUGGGAAGGAUCCUGGACCCGGCUCUGUUCCUCCAGCUCCAGGCCGCCGUCACGCCGUGGAUCGGUAACGUGCUGAGCCCUCACAAGAGCCGGGUCAUGACGGCCGACGCCCUGAGGGGGAGGGAGGAGGACCUCCUCUCCACGCCGGUCUUCAUGUUCCUCCUCCAGGCCAUGAACGUGGAUGCCGUCGGCUGCAAAGAGAUGAUUGAGCAGAGGAGGAACCGGGUGGUGGUCACGCCUCCUGCUCCGGGCCACGCCUCCAACAAUCCCGUCACUGACAGGCUUCUGAAGAGGAAGACCAUGAAGGAGGAGCAGCAGACCAAACUGAUCCUGAAGGAGCUCCAGAGGAAACCUCCCCCUCCUCCUCAGAGCUGUCCCGUCCUCCUUCAGAUGCCUCCUAGGAUGUGUCCUGUCUCCUUCCCUCAGGCUGUCUUUAUUCCGCAUUCUCUCGCACAACCUGGCUCCUCCUCCUUCCAGUUCAUGACUACUUCCUCCCCAUCUCCACAAAGACCACCCCCAGUGGGGGUCCUCACCCGCCUGGUCCCUCCUGCUCCUCUUCAUGUUCUUCCUGCCUCGGGGGGGCCAGUAUCUUUGAUUCAAAACCGGAAGGCUGCACACCAGGAGAGAGCUCAGGACCAGACCCCCGUCCCUGCCUCCGCCCGGCUGGUACCUCAGACUCCUCCCUCCUGCAUGACCACGCCCCCAACAGCUCCUCUGGAACCUCCUCCUGCUCAGCUGGUUUCCUCCCCUUCCAGACCUCCUGUGUCACUGAAGGUCCCAUUGCCCCCAAAUGCAACAGCUACCUGCUCACCUCAGAGCCCGAGCCCGGUCCCACCCCCCCCCCUACCGACCUAUCAGCUCCUCGCCCCCUCCCACCCGGGUCCACCUGCUGUCCUCGAGGAUCAUUGCUACGUACAAGGCAGUCAUCUGGUGAACAUCCAAUCUCCCCGUGACUCCGCCUCCAACAAGCGCCCUGAGGCCCCGCCCAGAAGGAGGAUGCAGGGUAAGGGGGAGGAGCCGGCACGUGGGACUCAGAAAGGAAAGAGGGUUCGGAACCCGACUCCGAGGGCCAGAGCUCUACAGGAAGCUGCUCAGGAGAAGGUCGAAGCCAAGAGGUCAUCUUCUUUUCCUCGUAAUAAGCGCUGUCGUAUCACCGCCCCUGAGGAGGUCUUUGUUCAGCCUGCUGGGUUCUGUUUGAGACCCGGUCAAUCCAUGUGGGUCACGACCCCCCACGGGCUCGUCCAGCUGGCACAAGCUCCGCCCCAGGGCCUGCAGCUGACGUUGGUACCGAGCGCCCCCCUCCCUGCUCCACCUGGUCAGCUGAUCGGACACGCCCUGUUCCACCCCGCUGGGUCUGUCCUCAAUCAGCUCCGCCCUCUUACAGCCUUUCCCCUCCCGCAACCCGUCUCACACCCCGGCGCCUCCCCCUGGCCCUCCCCCCACCCACCAACUCCCCCAAAAGUCCUCAUUUCAAAUAAGUGCACGGUUGGGGUCAAGCCAGCGGCGCUGCAGUUUGACCCAUCCCUCAUCUUCCUGGAGACCCGAGAGGCAGUGCGUGAUUGGCUGAGCGGCCCGGGGGGCGUUCCUGUCGGGGGCGGGGCUGGCCUCCUUCCCUACCUGCCUCCCUGCGUCAGCAGCUUGAACACCUUGAGCGCGCUGCUCAGGGCAAAGAGAGCCCUGACCUCCUCAUCGCUGCAGCUCCUGAGGGUGGAGGAGGAGGAGGAGGAGCUACCGGACUCCACCUCUGACCUCACAUCUGCACAGGACCCGUCAGCUCCUCCUCCUCCUCCUCCUCCUCCUCCUCCUUCCCGCCCCGUCAGCCCCGACCUCCUGAAGGACGAGAAGGCGGAGCUGGUGGCGAUGCGUCAACUGGUGGCAGAGCGUUUCUCAGGUAACCCCGCCUACCAGCUGCUGAAGGCCCGCUUCCUGUCUUGCUUCACUGUCCCCGCCCUCCUGGCUACGAUACAGCCAACCAGAGCGAAGCCCGGCACAGCCAAUGAGGAGCAAGAGGAGGACGAGAAGGAGGAGGAGGAGAUGAAGAAGAUCAGAGAGCGAUGCAGACAGAGGAGAGCUGAGAGGUCUCUGCUGCUCUGUGACGGGUCGGGAGCUCCAGCCAAUCACUUCUCAGGAAUCCAAGGCUCCGCCCCCGCUCCGUCGCUGUCCCAGUGAGCUCAGAUACUCCAGAUACCUCAGAGACUCAAAUAUGUUUGAAGAUGUUUUUGUAUUCAGCUUCUGUAAUUAUCAGCUGAUUGAUUUGUAAUAAAGAGAAAGUUCAUUUCUAAUGAA
Gasterosteus aculeatus aculeatus (three-spined stickleback) is the source of this 4890-nucleotide messenger RNA. NCBI's taxonomy places the organism in Eukaryota, Metazoa, Chordata, Actinopteri, Perciformes, Gasterosteidae. The record is from RefSeq and is a predicted model, not a curated record.